CGCCGAGGGCGGUGGCGCGGAGGGCGCUAGGGGGCGAGAGGCGGGCGCGGGCGAGCACCAAUCACAGCACGGCCCCGCCCUAUAAAUACGCCGCGCCGGGGCCGCCGGCGUCUUCCUGCUCAGUCAGGUUCUGGUAGUUUGCUCGUUGCUCUCACCAUGUCCGAGACAGCGCCUGCCGCUCCGGCCACCUCCGCUCCCCCCGAGAAGCCCGCGGCUGUCGGCAAGAAAGCCAAGAAGCCGGCUAAGGCAGCGGCCACCGCCAAGAAGUCCGUGGGCCCCUCGGUGUCGGAGCUGCUCGUGCAGGCGGUGUCCUCUUCAAAGGAGCGCAGCGGCGUGUCCCUGGCGGCGCUCAAGAAGGCGCUGGCGGCCGCCGGCUACGACGUGGAGAAGAACAACAGCCGCAUCAAGCUGGGCCUCAAGAGCCUGGUGAGCAAGGGCACCCUGGUGCAGACCAAGGGCACCGGCGCCUCGGGCUCCUUCAAGCUCAACAAGAAGGCCGCCUCCGGAGAGGCCAAGGCCAACCCACCAAAAGUGGCGAAAGCCAAGGUGACGGGCGCUUCUAAGAAACCUAAAAAGGUCACAGCGGCUACUAAAAAGGCGGUCAAGACUCCGAAAAAGGCCAAAAAGCCGGCUGUGGCCAAGAAGCCGUCCAAGAGUCCCAAGAAGCCCAAGAAAGUAGCCAAGAGCCCCGCCAAAGCCAAGGCUGUGAAGCCCAAAGCGGCCAAGGCGAAGGUGACCAAGCCAAAGACGGCUGCGAAGCCCAAAAAGGCCGCACCCAAGAAAAAGUAGAGUUGCAGUUGGAACUUGUUCCAGUAACCCAACGGCUCUUUUAAGAGCCACCAACAUAUUUCAGGGGAAAGAGCUUUAGUACGGCGUGUAUCUCGGCUCCCACGUGGAGUUGCCACCCACUUGCGAGGACGGUUUUGGGCUAAUCCUUACCCCACACCUAAAUUUCUUAGAGACCUCCUGUAUUCUCGCUGAUGUGCCUAACCUUCCUAGGCGACACUUAAAGGUUUGGCAACCAGCGGCCUACUGUGCUUUCUCGCCUAGUUAACCGUGUGGGCAAUACCUGGGGAGUUAAUGGUCCCCGGCUGGGCUGUAAUCCACACCUUUUCCUCCACGCGGCCCCAGCUGGAAGCGGUUGGGUUAACAGCCGAGCCCUGCGGUAUUUGGGACAAUAGUGUUUUAAGCGGCUUUUUAUGGACUUGGGCUCCUCUGAGAAGUGCUCCUGGGGUAACCACUGAAACCGAAUGCUUGGCUACAACCUCUGCAAAUGCAGCGCGCCAGCUGAUGUCCUUGGGCAUGAUGGUGACGAGCCUUGGUGUGGAUGGCGCAGAGGAGAACGCAUACAAGUUCUCUACCGCUGUUCACCUAGCAGUCUGUCCUGGACCUGUGGCCAUCUCCUCCCACAGGGCACCGUCCCUUUCCACAUGGGGAAUCCUAACUACAGAGGAAACAGUUAAGGAGGCAGGGAUGACAGUGCCUCGAGCGCUCUUGCACGUGGUUCGGCGCCUGUGCGGACACGACGAUGUUUACAUUCCUAGAGUCAGAAAUCACUGGGUCAAACCCUUACCUUUUCCAAAGUGGUUGUACCACUUCUCCCUGCUCUGAAAUCAAAAACGAAAAUGAAAGCCAUAGUUAUGAACAUUUAGAUGACCCUCCCACACCUAAUACUGAGUCAAAUUUAGAUGAAAAUCCCUGUUUCAUAUCCUGCUAGUUUUGGGUUUGUUUUUUAAUUAAAAUUGUUGGUCUUUUUCCAAUGUUCUCCAUCGUGGCAGAUGCGUGGUUUUCCUCUGCAUCUCUUGCCCAUUUUUCUAUCACACUGUGUGCCCCCAACAAAACCCCACGGCCUGGUGGCUUACACCGAAAGGUACUUUCUCACGGGUCUGGAGCCCCACCACUGAUGUCCCGGGGCUGACCCGCUGUCCCAGCCCCCCAGAGGAGGAGCAGAUCCUGUGUUGUCCAAAGCUCCCAUUAUGAAUUAUACUGUUGACUGUCCAGUGGCCGAGACCGCCAGGUAAACAAAGGCACUCUCCAAGGGCCUCUGGAUCACGUCCCAGCAGCUAGGGGCAAAGGCCAGACCUCUCUUUGAGUAAGGUUAAUACUACAUACGCCUUCUAGAAAUUGCUGACUUACAAUGCCACACAGAUGUCCAACACCCAUCGUUCAGUCUUUCUCCAGAUGCUGCACCCGCAGGCCCUCCCCUGUCCUCAGACGGUCCCUCCAUCGCCUUAAUUCUCCCCUGGACCCGUGGCAACAGCCUCCCAACUGGUCUUCCUAUUUCUACCACCAUCCUCUUAAGUCUGCUCCCGACACAGCGAGCAGGUGUUUUCUCGUGUCCCCUAACUCAAAUCCUGCCAUCAGCUUCCCUCCUCGUGCAGUAGAAAACCCAGUGUUCCUACAAGGUCUGAGGGCCAGGCCUUUCAAACAUCUGUUUUUUUCAUAAUUCUACUCGGUAAGAACUACAUGUCACAGCAAAGACACAAAAGCAAAACAAGUAUUUCAAUAAAUAAUACUUACCCUAACUUUACUUUUUCUGUGCUAUUUUCUCUACAUUCUGUUCUCUCGUAAAAAGGCGGCAGCAGCCCCUUAAACUGAUUUCACAAAUACUUAAUGGGUUGCGCUCAGCAAACUACACUGCUCUGUACAGCCGGAUGUCUUUGCACCCACACACGCCCCCAGCACCUCACACUGUCACCGUGACCGCGCCUCCAGGAGCAGCCUCGGGAGCACAGAGCUGCCUUGGGGCCUUCGCAUGGAUCAUCCCGUCUACCUGGAAUGGUUUGCCCAGAAAACACAAGAGCUCAUUCCCUCACCCUCUUUCAGAUUUUACUCCAAUGUCCUCAGUGAGGCAGCUCCCUGUACCUCCUACGUCACUGUCCAGCCCCUCCGGAUCCCCCAAGGCUGAAACAGCAUCCAUCCUCCCCGGAACUCAUCAGACCUAAAAAGAGCCUUCAGUACCAGGCCCUGGAAAGACACCUGGCUCCUCAGGCCCUCCUGCCCCAGGACAGAGCUGGGGUUGGAAGACCACCAGAGGACAGCUACUUCCAGAACCCGACGCCCUGAGGGAGCACCUGCUGGCCAGCUGACCAGAUGCAGGCGAUGGGAACUGCCUGGGACUCCAGAGGGGGUGGUGAGGGGACACAAGGACUGGGGCUCGGACACCCACUCCAGCACGUCCUGGCCACGGAUCUCUGACGGUCGGCUUCAUGUCUCACCGGUCUGGAAUUCUUGGCUGCCCACUGGAGUUUCAGAGCAUCCCCAUGUCACAGGACUAGAUCGUCUACACAGAAGGAGGAGGACAAAGCCGCCGAGUGGGGGCGGCUCACGUCGCUCAGCAGGGCCAACUGCUAAGCUUUCAGGCAUUAUUGUGAGCUGCUUGUUUAAACUCAACGAAUAUUACAAAUUAAAUUAAAUACAUUUACAAUUAAAUAGCUUAUAUGAAAAACAAAAUUAAGGGCACCU
Messenger RNA from Mustela lutreola (European mink), 3465 nucleotides. RefSeq names its product H1.1 linker histone, cluster member (gene H1-1). NCBI's taxonomy places the organism in Eukaryota, Metazoa, Chordata, Mammalia, Carnivora, Mustelidae. The transcript is spliced from 4 exons. The record is from RefSeq and is a predicted model, not a curated record. Gene Ontology annotation, molecular function: double-stranded DNA binding; structural constituent of chromatin; nucleosomal DNA binding. Gene Ontology annotation, cellular component: nucleosome; nucleus. Bases 157 to 789 code for a protein of 210 amino acids. Gene Ontology annotation, biological process: negative regulation of DNA recombination; chromosome condensation; nucleosome assembly.